AAUCGGCAAGCUCCCAGAGAAGCCAAAAAAGAAGGCAGUAACCAAGAAAGCUGUACCAAAGAAAACGUCGACCAAGAAGCCAACACUGAAAGACAAGAAACCCAAGGACAAGAAGGUUACGAAAAAGCCAAAGUCGGACAAGAAGGUUACGAAAAAGCCAAAGUCGGACAAGAAACCACAAGCUAAAAAUACCGCCACAAAGAAAUCAGAGAAAACUACCACUAAAAAGCCGGCUCAAAAGAAAACACCCAAAAAGGCUUCAAAACCAAAGAAGCCGACAACAAAGAAACACACCACCAAAAAAUAA
Molecule: messenger RNA, 307 nt
Organism: Saccoglossus kowalevskii
Lineage: Eukaryota; Metazoa; Hemichordata; Enteropneusta; Harrimaniidae
Product: histone H1-II-like
Source: RefSeq, a predicted model, not a curated record